AUGGAGGCGUUGCCGGUAGAACGAGAGAAUCUCCGCCGCAGAAACUCAAACUCCACGGCUGUUGUAGUCCCGGAGAAGCUCACGAUUCUGACGAAACCUCACCUCUCCGCCUCCUUCUCCAACGGCUGCGGCGGCUCCUCGGCGGCAUCACCGCCUGAUCUCGCGCUCAUCACCAUGAUCGGGCCCUUCUCCUACACCUCCCUCAAGGACCUCCUCCCGUCGAUGGCCGUGAACUCCCCCACCGCCUCCUCAGCUGCCGGGAGCGACCUCGGCAUCCGCAACCGCCUCGUCAAGCAGGCCGCCUGGGCCUACCUCCAGCCCUCCGCGUCCCCCUCCUCCCGCCGCUCCACCGCGGACCACUUCUUCGCCCUCCGAAUUUGGCCCAAUUUCGCCGCUUUGAUCCGCUUCGUCACUCGGACCCUGACCCGGGCCUACCAGUACCUGAUCCGAUCCACUCGGAUCUGGUGCUGCACAUAA
Messenger RNA from Diospyros lotus (date-plum), 477 nucleotides. RefSeq lists its product as uncharacterized. The record is from RefSeq and is a predicted model, not a curated record. Bases 1 to 477 code for a protein of 158 amino acids. The transcript has a single exon. NCBI's taxonomy places the organism in Eukaryota, Viridiplantae, Streptophyta, Magnoliopsida, Ericales, Ebenaceae.